Acaulospora colombiana is the source of this 1314-nucleotide messenger RNA. The record is from the annotation of a GenBank genome assembly. Lineage: Eukaryota; Fungi; Glomeromycota; Glomeromycetes; Diversisporales; Acaulosporaceae.
AUGGACGUCCAGCAAGAUCAGCGCAUUAGCAAACUAUUACCCACGGUAAAAUGUUCCGAUUGUGGAGAAACAGUGGAGUUUCGAAACCUAGCUGACCAUUUGUGUUCAGUUGCCCCGGCGGUUCCAGAAUUACCUCUUGCUUACAAGAACAACACAAAAAUAGGAAAGGGUGUAGUAACUAGCUCAAAAAAACAACCAAACCUCUCUCCUUUGUUUGUUGAUAACGACUCUUCGUAUUAUGCGAAUCCAUCACCUACGGAUUCUGAGCACUCGAAUUACUCCAACAAAUUCGUCGUUCCGAAUGCUAACCCAACAAAAAGCAAGCCCGCUCGUUCAUUCUUACAGAAGUACCAGCAAGUCACCGGGAAACCAAUCAAUUCGCCCUCUUUCCAGCCUCCUCCGACACCUACGUCUGAAAGAAGUUAUUCGGACGCAUCGGAUUUACAGGAUAGACCAGUGAAUAACUCCAAUGGAAAUGGAAUGUAUUACAAGGAUGCAGGCACUUUUGAUAAUAACAUUAUGCAAAAAAAUCAAGGGUAUGGGGCUAGUUUUCAAACAGAUCGUGAACGGCAACCAGAGAUUAGAAAGAUGACUCACGCAAGACCUUACGAUCAAGGAUACGAAUACCCCUCUUAUGAGAAUAAUCAGAAUCAAUACAGAAAUGAAGAUCCAUAUCUAAUGAAACAAAGGCAACCACAUCCUAAUAACAAUCAUUUAAAUGGUAAUAUGGAUCGUGGUCAAGGAAACUACCUCCGUAAUCCUAACGAUGGAUAUGGUAAUGGAGAGUAUAUGCGUCGCGAAGAACCGCGUAGUCGUAGUCGUUCACCAGCACCAGGAUAUGAUCGACAAAAUUUCAAUCAAUUACAAUCUCACUCAUAUGGUGCCUCACAGCCUCUCCGUCAAGCACCGUAUGAUCAGCAUAAUGGUCAACUACCAUACGGCCAAGACAACUAUCGAUCGCAAAACCCUUACAUACCACCACAAGAAAAUAACAGUGAUUCAUCUUAUAUGUCAAAUAACAACAAUGGAGGUCACAAAAGUAAGAACGCUUCCUUUUCAUCAACAGGAUCUGCUGUGUCAGGAGGACAAAAAUACGUUGAGAAUAGAAAUACUAAUGGCUCUAAUGGUUCCAAAGACUCAUUUAAAAGCGAUUUUGAUGACUUAAUGGAAGAUUUGCUAAGGGAAAUGGACAACAUGCAAACCCCUUCCGCGCAAAAUAAAGGAAAGUUAGAACAAAGUUCAAAUCAUUCGAAAACCCCGAGUUCUCCUGGGAAACAAAAAGUUCAAAGUGAAACUUGUGCUUACUGGUAUUAA